UUGACGAACGAAGGGCAUAUAGCUGUUUGUGAAACUCACAUGGUAUUUAUUUAAAAAGACUAGGAUAGGACGGAGUUUACAAUAGAUCAGCGGAAUGGGUUCAUAAACGACCUGCUUAUAUUGCUAUCCCUAGUUUGUGACGAUGCACAGAAAGAGGAAGAAGGUAACACGUUGUGUAACUUCGUGUUGUUGAGAACUGACCUUGCGUUGCACAGCUACAGCAACGAAGAGGUGUACCGUACGGCACUGGCAUUUGGUAUAUAUCUCAGCAGUAUUACAGGAAAACUGUCUUUGGAAAACGGAAUUGUGGAGGACAUGGAUCUCUGUACAUCCUGAACUAUUGCAGCAAUGACUACUGAGGCAUCCGUUUCAGCCACAGCCCAGUCUGGGCUGCCCAGCCCGGCUCGGACAGACUAUUACUGGAUCCGCUCCUUCAUUUCAGGAGGUGUAGCAGGAUGCUGUGCCAAAACAACCAUCGCGCCUCUUGACAGAGUGAAAAUUUUAUUACAAGCUCAGAACCCUCACUAUAAACAUCUAGGAGUAUUUGAGACGCUUUGUGCUGUGCCAAAGAAAGAGGGGUUCCUUGGCUUAUACAAAGGAAAUGGAGCUAUGAUGGUCAGAAUAUUUCCUUAUGGAGCCAUUCAGUUCAUGGCCUUUGACCAUUACAAACAGUUUCUGAGAAAAAAGUUAGGCAUCUCAGGACACGUUCAUCGGUUAAUGGCGGGAUCUCUGGCAGGCAUGACAGCAGUUAUUUGCACUUACCCACUGGAUGUCGUCCGAGCCCGACUUGCCUUUCAGGUAAAGGGGGAGCACAGGUACACUGGAAUCGCCCACGCUUUCCAGACCAUCUACAAACAGGAAGGGGGUGUCUUAGGGUUUUACAGAGGUCUAACACCUACUAUUAUAGGCAUGGCCCCUUACGCAGGCUUCUCCUUUUUCACCUUUGGCACGCUGAAAAGCUUGGGACUCAUCCAUGCUCCAGAGCUCUUGGGAAAACCAUCCUUGGACAACCCCGAUGUCUUGGUUUUGAAAACGCACGUGAACCUUCUCUGUGGGGGGAUAGCCGGAGCCAUAGCACAGACAAUCUCGUAUCCCCUGGAUGUGGUUCGCCGUAGGAUGCAGUUGGGAAUAGUCCUCCCUGAUUCUGACAAAUGUCUUACUUUGACCAACACCCUAAAGCACGUGUACAAACAAUAUGGAAUUAAAAGAGGACUGUACCGUGGCCUGUCACUGAACUACAUUCGCUGUGUGCCCUCUCAGGCAGUGGCCUUCACCACGUAUGAGCUCAUGAAACAAAUACUGCACCUCAACUGAGCACUGGCUCUUACAAACAUGGAGAAAACAUGUACUAAUUUCUUUCAACAAAGCAGAACAACUGUUCUUACACUAUCGAAUGCAGCUUUAGAACCACUGGGUACCAGGCACACCUGCCCUGUUUUGAAGAGCACAGCUGGACUUACACUGUAGGUAACUGAUAAGUUUUUGCAGAUGUGGGAUUUUACUUCAACCUUUUUCCCUUCCCUAUUUAUUUUUGUAUAAGCAAGAAACACCAUUCAAAGUGGAAACAAAGUCAAAACUGGCAUAUGCAAUCAAUGAUAAAAAAAUCUGGUAUUAGUAAAGUUUCAGUGUUCCAAUUUAUUUAUUUUUUCAUCUCCAAAUGUAAUAAUGUUUUACACCAACAGACCCAACACUGGAUUCAUUGCCUGUUAAUGUCUUUUACUUCUGUGUAAGACUUAUUUAAUGGGACACUGUUUUAGUGCCUUCUGUGGUCACUCCUUUAAAACCUCGUUUAUUUUCCCAUUUGUUUAUAUCUUUUGUGCUACAGCUGAUAUGUCUUUCAGAAACAAACUACAGACACUUGAAACAGGAGCAGUGGUCUCAAUCAUUAAUUGACAGAAAAUACAGACUGAUGUCUGACUACUUUUAGAUUAGUAAGAUUACUUGCCUUUGCAAAACCUGAGCAAAGUAACAGUUAACUGUUUACAUAGAUAUUUCAUGUGAAUUGCCAUGACUUUGUAACUGUAAUUAAUAUUUUAUUUACACAUAAAAGCUAUACAUAUUUUGUCCUUUCAGUCACAUUAAGCCCAGAUAGCCUUACUUGUCUGAGUAAUAUUUGUAUUGUUAAAUGAAACAUUGAUUUCUGUCCUUCCUCAAGAAUUCUGUGCUUAAAUCAAGGCAUGGAAAACAUUAAUACCCCAGACCAAAGACACCUUCAAAAACUGUAAGUUAAUAAAUUAAUGUAAAUCGGAAGGUGUCAGCACCGUUUGGCUAUAGUCUUAUACAGCAUAAUCAGUUUUUCAAAGUUUGAAGAUAUUACAUUGUCCUGUACGGAAAGGUUUAUAGAAUAUAUUUCCAUAGAACAGUUCUGUCUUUUCCAUACUAUGACGAACAACAUUCUAACGAACAAUACAAAGUGCUUAAGGAUAGCUAUAGGCUCAGGAUUCAAUUACAGGUGUCAUCACAAUGAUAUUGUACUGUUAUAUAGUGAGCUUCAAAUUAACUUUUAUUGAGUGAUUUAUCAAUUUAAUGUUGGUGAAAAGUGACUAGUAUACUAUGGAAAUUAGUAAAUAAAAUAAAUUAAACUAAAAACAAUCACAUAUUACAAAUAAGUAAAUAAAUAAAUUAAACUAAAAACAAUCACAUAUUACAGUUUAAGUAUUUUAUGAUCAGCAUUUUCUUGUUAGAGGCUUGCUUCAGCUGAGUGAACACAACACUUUUCACAGAUUUUUUUUAUCUGUAAUGGAGAAGUCACUGUUUUUACCUUAGGAUGAUAUUCUUGUUGCCCACUAGAGGACAGUAUUGGUAUUUCUUUGCACUAUUUUCCAAAUCAUGAGGUGUAAGAGUAGCGGUUAAAUAUAGAUUUUAUUGCAGUCCUUGAUUAUUCUUCUUUUCUAAAGGAGCAUAUUGAUUUUGAAGACAUUCUUUGUCUUUUUUUAAAUGCAAUAUGAGCUUAGUUGUAUCUGUAACCACAGUAGCAAAACUCCACUUGUUUUCUAAUGUUCAAUCAAAGCAUGUUCACAUAAUUGAGUAUCCUUUACAGCUUAUGACUUUCUCAAAUGAAAUACUUAUCUCUGUUCUCUGUUAUGAAACAAUACUAUUUAGAUGUGUUCCUUUCUGACCUAUGUCACAAAUUUGAUGUAUGUACAGUAUGUGUGAACCACUAUGUACUGGUGUUUUCUGAAAAGAAAAUGGCAUUACUAUAUCAGGCUUUUGGAUUGUGUGAAAACAGGAGUGUAUAUAUUUGUAGUGUGGUAUGUUAUACAUUAAAUAUUGUAACAUUAUUUCCAAAAACAUGACUGGCCUCAGAAGUGGCUUCUCCAUUAAAGACACUCCUCCCCAGUGCUUGUUGCGCUCUAGAAUGUUCUAGGCAGGCUUGUGUCACUAUCCAAAAGUGACCAGCCUUCCUUAAGUGCUGGUGGGCAACUGGCCAAGUGCCACUGAGGGUCUUGUGGGAUCAAUCUGGCCAGGAUUCACUCAAGUGGCCUGCUAUGGUGAAUGCAGUAGGGAGCCAGCUUUUGUCUUCAUGGUGUCUAACUAGCUGGAACAUGGCUGAGGCCAUUGUCAAAAACAGGGUGGGAGACGAUCAGUCUUCCUAACACAUACUAGGCCAUUGGCACCUGGCACCAUCUCUGAUAUUUUAUACCAUCUCAUACUGGACGAGUUUCUCCGCCAAGUCAUUGCUGAACCUCUGUUACUGGGCUGCGGUGCCACGACCAGCAAGUUGGACAGCUCUGCCUACACUUCCUCAUUCCCCGUGUGCGGUUGUGGGGUUUGUGCCUGAAAGCCGAUGUGAGAUGUGAAAAGCGCACAAUUGGCUACUCCAAAUCGAAUGGGUUUCUCUAAAAUAAUUAAUUUAUUAUUUAAUUUAGCAAUUAUGAUUAAAAAAACAACUGUUGUAAGGUCUAGGAAUCUCUUCUGUGAAUCGCUUUCAUCUGUCCAAGCAGUCCAGACAUGAUUGUAUUUAAAUGUGACAUUGAAUAAAAAGCUUUGAUCAA
This is a messenger RNA of Lepisosteus oculatus (spotted gar), 3995 nucleotides long. It is a transcript of the gene slc25a16, whose product is annotated as solute carrier family 25 member 16. Lineage: Eukaryota; Metazoa; Chordata; Actinopteri; Semionotiformes; Lepisosteidae. Gene Ontology annotation, cellular component: mitochondrial inner membrane. Gene Ontology annotation, biological process: mitochondrial coenzyme A transmembrane transport. The record is from RefSeq and is a predicted model, not a curated record. Gene Ontology annotation, molecular function: coenzyme A transmembrane transporter activity.